This is a messenger RNA of Haliotis rubra (blacklip abalone), 5281 nucleotides long. RefSeq lists its product as uncharacterized. The transcript is spliced from 10 exons. The coding region runs from base 450 to 5060 and encodes 1536 amino acids. NCBI's taxonomy places the organism in Eukaryota, Metazoa, Mollusca, Gastropoda, Lepetellida, Haliotidae. The record is from RefSeq and is a predicted model, not a curated record.
AGUAGUAUCUUUACUAUUACAUUACAAUACAAAACAGAACAAACAACCCCGCAAACCCCUCCACCAUCCCACCGCCCUACCCUCUACAAGUUUUGUGUAAACAUCACCCACCCCCAAAAACAUAAAACAAAAAAAAUCCCACCAAAACUAAUAAAAUAAAUAAAAUAAAACAAAACAAGAAAACCAACAAAAACCAACAACAAAAACACCCAGCACACACACCAAAUUGACAAAACACAACAAAACAAACCCACCGAAACAACCAAGCAAAUAUAACAAAUCAAGUAUAACACAUUUCCUACACCAUGCUAUAAUAGAAUGUACAAUAUGUUCCCCAGACAUUCUGUUCUGAUGCUUUAUCUUCCUUCGAGCACAUCCGUACUAACGGACACAAUCUACUACGGCAAUGAGGCUUAGUCAUACAUUAGUUUCAUGUUGCAGCCUAUUUGAUGAACUCUGAAACUGAGAAGAGUCUAAAGGGUACCCUCAGUAUGGCCCCAGAGCAGGAUUAUGUUAUAGAGGCCGGAUAUGUGUACCAGGAGACUGACAAGAAGAAGCCAAUCAUCAAGGUCAUCCCGACAUUAACAAUGAAGACCCCAAAACGUGAGCUGGUCUCACUCAAGGGGCAAUGGAAAUAUAAGGAGAACAAAUCACUUCAGGGAAGCGUCACUUUCGAUGUUCACAAACUUCUUAACAAGCCAAUUACAUUUCAGUGUGAUAUGAACCAAAUAUCUGGUAAAAAGGCCAAACACUUGGCAAAAGUUAUUGUCAGAUCUGAGUUCCUGGAUGCCAAAGUCAUUGGCAAUGUGGAAAGUACGAAGAAAACAGUUAACCCCACAGUCACCGUGGAGUACACACUUCCCGAAGCCUACAGAAGCUGGAACAACAAACAUACAAUCAGGUCAAAGCUAACAGAUCAAAAGACGAUAAGCCACUGGAAGUAUAUGUUAAAUAUGGACUAUAAAAACCAGGAGCGACCGCAUCUGAACGUAUUUCUGAAAGGUGACUUCUCCCACAGCACGAGGCAUACCAAAGCAGAUGUCACAAUAAGGUAUGGGGUCAAGGUUGGACACCCUGCAAGACGCAUCACAGGAUCCGCUUCGAUAGAUCACCAUAUGAACAAACGGGCAGUAAAUGUCAAGUACAAACUGAAGACUGAGAUUGGUCCAAUGGAUGUCAGUGUCGACAUUCAAGGUAAAUACAAUGGAAACUCGCGCACAAUAGGAUCUGAACUCGUUGCAAACUAUAGGAAACAUACAGUAUCUACUUCAGUUGAGUCUAGAUUCACCACAAACACAAAAGAGACCACAGCAGUUGUUGAAAUCAAGACACCACUUCACCAACUUAGAUUUCUAAAUGCUGAAGUAAGCCUAGAUCAUGAGACAAAGGUGGCUUCUUCAGUUGGAUCAUUUUCCUCGGGACCUAACGGAAAUCGGAUGUCCUAUGCAAUCGAUUUUAAGAUGCCAUCAAAUACACAUAACGGGUUGGCAUUGUCUGCUGUCGGAGUAUUGUCAUCUCCAUCCAACAGUGACAGGAAGUUUGAAUUGCAUUUUCACCAUGUUGGAGGGAUUGUCAAUUUUAACACAAAAGCCAGUCUGACAUAUGCUAAGAGUAAAAUUAUAAAAGGAGCUAUUUCAUUCUUAUACAACGACCUGGCUCAUGUCGAAUUUGAGGGCGAUAUCAAAACACCUUUUGAAGGAUUUGAAAACAACACUGUAAAGUAUCAACAUUCGUUUAGUAAAUCUGAAGCUGAUUUGACUGCUGAAAUCACAAAUGGUUUCAGCAAAAGGGCUACAUGUAUGUUCAGCUUCAGUCUUGUCAACUCUACAAACGGCAGACUAGCAAUGUCACUGAAGACUCCAUCAAGAAACAACGUUGUGUCGUUUACCUAUACUGGUCCUCUAAAGAACUGUGAAGGCAAAACUGAAAUCCAAGUGCUUGGCUAUACCCAUUCGAUGCAUAUUGUCUACAUGCAUGGACAUAAAAUUAAAGUUGUAUUAACAUCUAGUAACAGAAGUAUGCAGGUACUUAAAGUGCUUUUCAACUUUGAAGUAACACCAACAAUGCUGAAUACCAGUGCUUUAUACACAUUCGAAGGUUCCACCUUUGAAGGUAUGGUUGUUGGCGUCAAAGAGGGAGCCAGAACAGAGAUGGUUUUAAAAUUGAGAACACCUUUCCAAGAUUUUCGUGAAACAGGGCUUUGGUACAAACAUUACAAAGAUUGGAGAAAUCAAUAUGCAGCCGUUCGUUUCAUGGAUGGCAAAGAAAUAACAUUCAACAUUACCAACUACAGAAAAUACAAAGGAUAUUUGGCCAUAUUUCCGGACUCUAUGUUAAGUUUAAUAGAACUUAAGACACCAUUUAGUAACUGGGAAAUAUUGUCUUUUAGAUUUGAAAAACAUGCUGUGUAUGGUGGCAAAGGCUAUGUCAAUACUAAAAUCAUGUAUGGAAACCACAAGAAAAUUGCAAUAGACUUUUACACGAUUGAUAAAGAUCCUGUUGGUCCAUCGAUAACAUUCAUCAUAACAACACCGUUUGAAAAAUAUAAAACAAGUAAGGUAGUUAUCAAUUGUCUUAGAGAAGGGUUUUAUGUCAAAGGAAAAAUGAACAUGAUAAUUUCUGACAUUGUAAUUACACUGUAUUACACAGGUAAAAUAGGCUUAAAAGAGGGGAAUAUGACUUUGCACACUAAUUUCCAUGGUUAUGAAUUAAUGGAAGGAGCCUAUAUUAUAACAGAUAUCAAUCGGUUAUACAAUGCCACAAGUACGUUUAACUUAAAUAAUAAAACAGUACGGACAGAGUUUGUAACAGACGCGAAGAAUGGUUUUCACUCACAUCUGACGAUUUGGACUCCUGCUGAGAACUUCACAAACAUUGGGUUCACAUAUGAUCACAACCUUUACGAUUACGUGUCAGAAUUACGUGUUCGCUACAAAGACAACGAAGUCAUAAUAUAUAGACUUACAUAUUAUCCUCGCAUAAAGGGCAGCCACUCAUAUAAAGCCGAACUGAUAACUCCAUUUACUGGUUAUGAGCGGCAACACAUUCUCUAUACUGAUCGUUCUCAGGGUCGCAAGACUUCUAACAAAAAAAUAACGUUUUUAACCAGUAAUGGGGAACAACUAUCUGUCAGUUCUGAAUAUGUUUUGCCAUCAUUUGUUGACAUGAAUGUAUUUUACAAAUCUAAGGAAUCUGAGGGCAAGGACCUUGUAAAACUUUUAUUCAGCAGUCCGUCUCUAGAAACUGUUACUGUCAAAGUUGAGACAAAAUUAUCUUUGGCAAGUUUUGGAAAUUGUGUUUUGGAUUAUUCUCACUUCAUUGACGCUGGAAGUCUUAAGGGUGCUCUGAAAUUAGAAAGAAAUGGGACCAAACACAUUGCUACUAAUGUUUAUAGUACACACAGCACAAACACAUUUCAUGGAAGUGUAAGCAUUAACUCGGAUGUGUAUGACUUUCACAACAUUACAGUUGUGGUCUCAAAGGAAGGAGUCUUUAAAAAUGUGAGAGCAAAAGGUUUAAUAUCGGUUGAUGAAUCAACAUAUGAAACAUUACUCUCACAUGUUCAAAUUCCUGGAAAACUACGGAAAGUUGGAGGAGAAAUUACUCUUAACUGGGACAGAAAACAUCCUAGUAGCAACCUUCAAGUCCAAGCAAAACUGAUGGACAGGAGAACACAGUAUCUUUUGUACAGAGACCUGACACUGAAGCUUAUGCAUCCCACUCGCACUGUUGGUAUCAUCGGGAAUGUCCUGAGUUCACAGCGCCAAACAAGGAGUCGUGGAGAAUUCAUCUGGAAUGAAGCUGAUGGGCACUCAUUUUUCUAUGAUGUUGAUGUUAAGGACCAUAGCCGUCGUCACACUAAAAUGUUUGAAGGCACCUUUAAAGUAGGAUCCCCUCUGAGAAGUGUCCAAAUGGAAGGGUCUUACAUUAAGACAGGUCCAAGAAGAAACUUGGCUGGAGCCUUCUCCUGGGAUGCAGGCAGAGAUGACACAAAGAAGAUUGGCAUGAAAGCAGAAUGCAUAUUUGGUGACAGAAACAAGCAGGCUUAUCUCUCUCUCAGACUUCCUUCUAUUGGCAAGAACAUCAAGGUUGACACAGGAUUAUUGCUGAAUGACGGCAGGUCUGUCUUCAAUGGAAAAACAUUACUAUCCUACUCCGAGGACGACCGAAAAACCAUCCUCCUUACAUCUAGCGUGGAUGACAUUUCCUCUGGCUAUGAUUACACCAAGCACAGUUUUGUGGUUGGCAUAAGCCACCCAUACACUGAUGUGGACGUCCAACUUACAUCCCACAUCGGUAGUUCAAGUGAGCAGGUAUCUGCAGGAAUAGAAAUUACCUACCUGACAGCCAGGAGAGAGAGGAUUAACUGGGCUCUUGAAGGACAGUUCAACAUGCCAGUGCAAAUGUUAAAGCUUAAGAUGCACUGCCCAAUUAAGGAUUUGGAAGCCUUUGCUGAAAUGAGAGAGAGUCGGUUUAAAGUAGUGAUCAGCAACAGGUCACUGACUGCUGUACUGCUACCCUGGAAGGCGGUGGAGUUGGAAACACAUUUUGAUCCAGAUCACCCUGGAAAGACGCUUCACGUGAAUGCCAGAUACGUCAACUCUAGUGCCAUAAAGGCUGAGGUUUAUCAUCUGGAGAAUUCCCGUCGUAUAUUUGACAGUCUUGUUGCUCUCAGACUCAACACAUCCCGUCUCCUCCAUACCAGGAUAUCCUGGAGGCCACAGAUGAUGGCUGAUGUACAGGCCUUCUUGACUAGGAAAGUGGAGAGUUACGGACUAAAUGCAAAGGCCACUUUGGACUCUGUGUACAAGACUGUGGGUGAGGAAUUAUCAGGCAAAUAUCACCGGAUUGCACAGGCCACCAAGGAGGACCUGUCUCCCUAUCUAAGUCUGCUUGUGUCAGAAAUGGCUGUCGUAGAGAACCAGCUGGACUCUAUCUGGACGGAUAUCAGGAGCAUAUACAAACGCAAUGACUUCUAUCUGGCCGACAUAGGAUACUAUCCUGACGCUGCAGAGAAGCUAUACAAACACGUUCUGAAGCCUUUUGAGAAGAUGUAUUAGAGGGAGUAAAUCUAUGACAGAACAUGUACAGAAUGCCAACGACUUGAACAUGAAAGAGAUCUAUGAUGACCUGUGGUACGACUGGGUUGUCCUUGCAAAGGAGGAAGUAGACACAGCAGUAGAAGAUGUCGUAGAGAUGAUCUCAAGGUUGGAUGACAUGAUCGAGAAAAUGUGGGACGCCUAUCAGCACCAUUAUAACAUUGUACAGACAAAAGCUACCG